AUGGAGAAGGUACACCCCUUCAUGCUGAUAUGUAAUACUAGGACUGAAACGCCUCAGUAUAUGGAAUAUUUCUCCCUUGAGUUCAACAAUCAGACUUCCAAGUUGCUUUUUACGAUCUUGCAUAUCUGGUUCAUACACCGAGGAUUCCACAGGAACAAUCUGGAAACCAGGAAGAUGCUGAUUUGGGAGCACUUGUGGGAUCGUAUGCGUGACAUUUUGAUUGCGAGCGGUGGAGACAGUGACACUUAUGAGCGCAAGCUGGUCGAUAUGCAGUCCAGAACUUUCGGCCUGUGCCUCUCCUUCGAUGAGGCUUUUGACUUCUAUAAUGAAAACGGCGACCCUAAGAUGAUUAAGAAGAUCAUUAGUCGGGCGUUUUACAACAGUGAAAAUGAUGGUUAUGGCUCUGAGAAUGUCGAUAGGCUGACUUUCUACUCUAUAAUGAUGGAAUCCUUUAUGACUCAACUUCCUAAACGUGAGCUUAAAUAUGGCCUUUUCCAGUGGUUAGUUUCUUAA
Theileria orientalis strain Shintoku is the source of this 513-nucleotide messenger RNA. RefSeq lists its product as hypothetical. The coding region runs from base 1 to 513 and encodes 170 amino acids. The record is from RefSeq and is a predicted model, not a curated record. The transcript is spliced from 6 exons. Lineage: Eukaryota; Apicomplexa; Aconoidasida; Piroplasmida; Theileriidae.